CGAUGUGCACCGCCGCGGGCAGUUUGCCGCCAACCUCACAACCCGAAGGACAGGUUAGGUUAUGUUUAAAGUGGUUUUAACUUGAAAUAUUACGAAUCGAAUUUCUUUUUAAGAGUGCUUGUAGUUUUUAGGAUUUUCAGUCACAACAGAAUGCAGCCCCGGAAGGUGCAGUGUAUGUCCCGACUGAAAAUCCACGCUCUGUUCUUGCUUGGUUUAUGCUUCAUAGUGUUGGCAGCCGUGCUUCCUAUGUUUUGGCCAACAUACUACAAGAUAUUUAUUGCAGACACCCUGAAGAUGUCUCGAGGUUCAAAAACUCAUCAGAUUUGGGACGACAAUCCGGUUCCAAUUUACAUGGAUUUCUACUUUUUCAAUUGGACAAAUGUGAAUGAUUUAGAAGACGAGGGAGAAAUGCAUAUACCACAAAUGCAAGAACUCGGUCCCUAUAGAUUUACUGAAAAAAUCAAGCGGGUUAAUGUAACAUGGAACAGUAACAAUACAGUGACCUAUCAGCAAGCAAAGUAUUGGUAUUUUGAUCCUGAAAACUCCAGAGGAAGUCUGGACGAUGAAAUCACAACACUCAACAUUGUUGCUCUGACAGCAGCUUUCACUGUAAGAGAUUGGAUGUUCAUUUUACGAACUGCAACGAAUACUGCGAUAGUCGGGACAAAGCAGAAGAUCCAUGUUGUUAAGAAAGUGAGAGAACUGCUUUUUGAGGGAUAUUCUGACCAACUUAUUUCAAUGGCCAAGAAAAUGCCGUCGUUCGCAAGUGUCAAAGUGCCUUUUGACAAGUUUGCUUGGUUCUAUAAGAGAAAUGGGACAUCAUUUAUGGAUGGAGUUUUCAAUAUGAACACUGGAGAAGAGGACAUAUAUAAAAUAGGCAAGCUUGAAAACUGGAACUAUGAUAAUUCUACAUCGUUCUAUGAAGGAGAUUGUGCUAACGUAGUCGGGACUACAGGACAGCUGUUUCCUCCUGGACAAACAAGAGAAAGCAAAGUUACCAUGUUCUCUCCGGACCUCUGCAGAUCAGUUUCGUUUGAGUACGAAGAAGACACAGAAGUGGAGGGUGUCCCAGGUUACCGUUAUGUCGGUGGAAUGUCCAUGCUAGACAAUGGAACUGUAUUUGAAGACAACUCCUGUUACUGCAAUGGCGAGUGCACUCCCUCAGGCGUGCUUAACGAAACAUCCUGUCGGUUUGGCGCCCCUGCCUUCGCCUCAUUUCCACAUUUCUACUUGGCCGAUCCCUUCUUCACCGACAAUGUUCGAGGCCUAAGACCAGUCAAGGAGAAACAUCAGUUCUACCUUGUGUUGGAACCGACAACUGGAAUCCCACUAGAUGUUGCUGCAAGAUUUCAGAUUAAUCUGCUUCUGCAGCCGUUACCAGGAAUGGGGCUAUACAGCAAUGUGCCGACAGUAUUCUUCCCCAUGUUGUGGUUCCAGCAGCGAGCCACCAUCCUGCCCUCCAUGGCCUUAGGUCUGAGACUACUGCUGUUUCUGCAGCAUCUGGGGAUCAUCCUGUGUAUACUCUCAGCUCUCUGUGGCUGUCUAAUGCUCGGCUACUCUCUGGUUCUCUGUCUGGGCAACCACAAAGCCCGCACAAUGGAGAUGCAGAAAAACAAAGAUGACUACAACAUGUAUGUAGCCGCAAUGGAAUCGCCCAAGAAAGAAAGUAAAAGUGGCAAAAAACAAUAUAUAGUGAUGAAACCAAGAAGUGAAUUGAAUUCAAAUGAUCUAUAACAAAAAAUGAAAAUUGAGUGGUUAAGUUCCUUUGUUGUGCUCAAGCAGUACUCUAAACACCAUAAAAUGGUAAAAAUUUACCAUUCUUUGUUUGGUCAGCUGACCAAGAUUUUGCAUUGGUCAUAUUGAUUAACAUCAAAAUGACAAAGUGUGACUUAAGUUCUUGGACGUUAGUAGCCUAGGUAGUGAAUAUUGUAAACUUGUGUUACAAGUUAUCAUUCCAUUUAUGUAUGUGAUAGUUGUUAAUGUAUUACUUUAUUUAAGUUUCAUCAUAUAUUUAUUAUCAUUACUAGUGGCUUUUUUACCAGAUAAAUGUUAAUUUUUGAGUUAUAA
Molecule: messenger RNA, 2067 nt
Organism: Macrosteles quadrilineatus (aster leafhopper)
Lineage: Eukaryota; Metazoa; Arthropoda; Insecta; Hemiptera; Cicadellidae
Product: protein croquemort-like
Exons: 10
Coding region: 151-1734 (527 amino acids)
Cellular component (GO): membrane; cytoplasm
Molecular function (GO): scavenger receptor activity
Source: RefSeq, a predicted model, not a curated record